Messenger RNA from Populus euphratica (Euphrates poplar), 1416 nucleotides. Its product is annotated as DCD (Development and Cell Death) domain protein. Bases 118 to 1017 code for a protein of 299 amino acids. The record is from RefSeq and is a predicted model, not a curated record. Gene Ontology annotation, biological process: response to endoplasmic reticulum stress. NCBI's taxonomy places the organism in Eukaryota, Viridiplantae, Streptophyta, Magnoliopsida, Malpighiales, Salicaceae. The transcript has 6 exons.
AUACAAAAAUAAAAAUCCACUCGACGUCUAUCUCUCUCUCUCCAACACACAUUCACUGUAUCGUGUCUGGUGGGUUUCACAGUUAAAAGCAGACAAAAGAAAAUAAGGAUUUGCAAGAUGGAAAGCCUGCACAGCUUCUGGCAACUGGGUGAUGAGCUUCGAGGACAAUCAAAAGUCUCAGAGGAUCAUAAGUGGUUGGUGGCUGCGUCUAAAUUGGCUGAGCAAACCCAGGCAAAGGGUGAGCGUAUGAAUAACCUGGACCUUUCAAAGGGCCUUCCAGAAAUGCGGCCAAGGGAUAAGCUUGGGUUCCAAGAAAAUAAAUUUGAAAGUUUCAAUUUCAACAUGAUGAACUUGGACUCCAAGAUGACAGAAAAUGUGAACAAAAGUUCCCUAAGGAACAGUGCUUACAACAUGAAUGCAGUGUACCGGAAAAACAACAUGAACAGCAUUGGAGAUCUGACUGGUAGCAAGUACAGUGGCAACAGCCUUAUUAGCAAAGAGGCCAGUAACCACAGCAAUAUUAAUAUUAACAACGACAACAACAAUGCAGUUGACAAAAGGUUUAAGACCUUGCCUGCCACAGAGAUGCUUCCAAGGAAUGAGGUGCUUGGAGGAUACAUCUUUGUCUGUAACAAUGACACCAUGCAGGAAGAUUUGAAGCGACAGCUUUUUGGUUUACCACCAAGAUAUAGGGAUUCUGUCCGGGCAAUAACACCUGGCUUACCUCUCUUCCUCUAUAAUUACACUACUCACCAGCUGCAUGGCAUUUUUGAGGCAGCAAGUUUUGGGGGAUCCAACAUUGACCCAACUGCGUGGGAAGACAAAAAGUGCAAAGGAGAGUCAAGGUUUCCUGCCCAGGUGAGGACCCGAAUUAGAAAACUCUACAAGGCACUGGAUGAGGAUGCUUUUAGGCCGGUUUUGCAUCAUUAUGACGGUCCCAAAUUUCGCCUUGAGCUCUCGGUUCCUGAGACUCUGGAUCUAUUAGACCUUUGUGAGCAAGCAGGCUCUCUGGCUUAAGCAAACUUCCAUAAUAUGGAAAUGAUGUUAGGCUUUGUGGUGAAUGUCAGCUUCUGCUUUUCACAGAUUUCCCAUAGAGCGCAAGCUUGGGGGUUGAAGUCUGGUUGGGUGAAAUCUUCUCGGGAAAGGCAUGGAUGACAUGUGAACCUGCUGAAUAAAUACAUUUGUCUUGUGAAGAUGGUUGUUUAGCAUGGGCGUUGUGUUUAUUAUGAUACUAUAACACUAUAGACAGACUUGAAGUUGUAAAAGAGAACGAUAGCUUUUAUUGUAAUGGCGAACAGGAGGAGACAUCCCUGAUGGGUCUUCAUUUUCUGUAUGCAAACCGAGUGUAUGACAGUUGCCUUGUGUGUUGUCUAGCAUCUAUGCGGAGUUCUUAAAAACUUUUCAGAUGUCGAAUCC